This is a messenger RNA of Triticum urartu, 1007 nucleotides long. The record is from RefSeq and is a predicted model, not a curated record. NCBI's taxonomy places the organism in Eukaryota, Viridiplantae, Streptophyta, Magnoliopsida, Poales, Poaceae.
AUGGCCCUGAACCGCGUCACCAUGGCCGCCCGUUCUGCCGUACCGGUCAUAAUUUUGAAGAAUCUUCUUCCUUGGCAUACGAUUCCUGUCCAGGGCUUGCAGGACACGAUCAAAAUAGUCGCGCUAGAUCUCGCGGACAGGCCAGCCUGGUAUAAGGACAAAGUCUACACAGAGAACAAGGUGCCUGCCCUGGAGCACAACAAGCAGGUGAUAGGGGAGAGCUUGGAUCUGCUCAAAUACAUCGACAACAAUUUCGAUGGCCCAGCAUUGCUCCCUCAUGAUUCUGCGAAGAAACAAUUUGCCGAGGAACUGCUUGCGUACAGCGACAGUUUCAACGCCAGCGCCUUCUUCUCAUGCCUACGCUCCAAGGGAGAUGUGACAGACGAAGCUGUUACUGCUGUUGAUAAAAUAGAGGCUGCCCUGGGAAAGUUCAGCGAUGGCCCUUUCUUCCUUGGCCAGUUCAGCUUGGUCGACAUUGCAUAUGUGCCAUUCAUCGAAAGGCUUCAGAUAUCCUAUUCUGGCAUCAAGAACUACGAUAUCGUUGGGGGCAGACCCAACCUUGGCAGUUUCAUCGAGGAAGCCAACAAGAGAUCAACGCGUAUACACAAACCAAACUGCACACACAAGUUUCGCUUCAUAUAAUCAAAGAGAAGUUUGGAGUACGUUAUCUUGCAAUUUUUUAGCGUUGGAUCAUGCCAUCUUCCAACCUCAACCACACAUACACUUCGACUUUGACUUUUAGAUUCCUUAAUGAUUGUGGUGGCCAAGGAACAACGACCAGGAAACAGCUUCAGAAUUUUAUGUAGCAGAUGAAUACACAGGAGUGUUUUCGCCUGUUGAAUGUUGUGCCAUGCUGUUAGAGAACAAAUAUAUAAACACGAUCGUACCGUAAUCUUUCCUUGCCAGGUGUGCUUGUCAUAUCUGUCCAUAUCUGAAAUUGCAUAUCACCAGUAGAUCGUAAUGGCGGUAUUGUGUAAGCCCUAUUGUUUGUCCAUUGAGCUAUAAAA